Molecule: messenger RNA, 733 nt
Organism: Brassica oleracea var. oleracea
Lineage: Eukaryota; Viridiplantae; Streptophyta; Magnoliopsida; Brassicales; Brassicaceae
Product: ADP-ribosylation factor-like protein 8A
Exons: 4
Coding region: 178-732 (184 amino acids)
Biological process (GO): protein transport
Molecular function (GO): GTP binding; GTPase activity
Source: RefSeq, a predicted model, not a curated record
CUGUGUGUCGAUUUUGACAGAAACAACCAAAAUCUAGAAGAGAGAGAGAGAGAGAGAGAGAGAGAAGCUUCCAUAGAGAGAUCCGUGGAGGAGAAUUUCUAGCAGACCACCGAUCUCUUGUCCACGAAUCUCUGUCUUUGUCGGAAACUUUCGAGUUGUCUGAAUCAUAAAAAAAAAAUGGGUUUGUGGGAUGCGUUUCUCAAUUGGCUUCGCAGCCUCUUCUUCAAGCAAGAGAUGGAGCUUUCAUUGAUUGGUCUUCAAAACGCAGGAAAGACCUCACUUGUUAACGUUGUCGCUACCGGUGGAUACAGUGAAGACAUGAUUCCUACGGUUGGUUUCAACAUGAGGAAAGUAACAAAAGGGAGCGUCACCAUCAAACUCUGGGAUCUCGGUGGUCAACCUCGGUUCCGCAGCAUGUGGGAACGCUACUGCCGUUCUGUUUCCGCCAUUGUCUAUGUAGUUGAUGCUGCUGAUCCUGACAACCUUAGCGUCUCGAAAAGCGAGCUUCAUGAUUUGUUGAGCAAGACGUCGCUUAGUGGUAUCCCUCUUCUUGUCCUUGGUAACAAAAUAGACAAGCAUGGAGCUCUGUCUAAAGAUGACUUAACCGAGGAGAUGGAGCUCAAGUCGCUUGCGGAUAGAGAAGUCUGUUGCUUCAUGAUAUCUUGCAAGAACUCUACCAACAUUGACCAAGUCAUUGAUUGGCUUGUUAAGCACUCCAAGUCAGCUAGCUAAA